CUGUCGGGUCCGGUAUUGUGUGGAAUCGAGUCGAAUCACUGGAUCCUCGUUUCUGUUAUGUAAUUCCGCUCUGGCCUCCUUUUUGUAAGAGAAAAAGAUCGCUGAGCCGAACCUAUACGUUUCCUCCGCUACUCGCUGCAUCAUUCCGGAUAAAACAUAAAUCGCCAGGAUAAACAUAAUUCAGAAUGGGGGCUAUGUUCAGGAGCGAGCAGAUGGCACUCUGCCAGCUGUUCAUUCAGCCAGAGGCUGCCUACCUUUCUAUCUCCGAACUUGGAGAAACCGGUACGGUGCAAUUUCGUGAUCUCAAUAGCGAUGUCAAUUACUUUCAACGAAAGUUCGUUAACGAAGUUCGUCGAUGCGACGAAAUGGAACGAAAACUUCGAUACAUCGAAGCGGAAGUAAGGAAAGACGGAGUGCCUAUUGAAGAGAAUCUGACUGAAUUACCACGAGCACCGAACCCACGCGCCAUUAUAGACCUCGAGGCGAAUCUCGAAAAGACGGGGAACGACAUGUUAGAGCUGAGCCAAAACGCGGUGAACCUGAAGAGUAACUAUCUCGAGUUGACGGAAUUACGGCACGUGCUCGAGAAGACCCAAGUAUUUUUCACGGAGGAAGAGGCCAAUGACUCGAUCACCAGGACGUUAAUUAACGAAGAAGCACAGAUUCCGAGCAGUACCGGUCGGGGACGUCUUGAAUUCGUCGCAGGGGUAAUAAAUCGAGAACGGGUACCAGCUUUCGAGCGAAUGUUGUGGCGGAUAUCACGAGGAAACGUAUUUUUACGUCAGGCUGAACUGGAAAAGCCAUUAGAAGAUCCAGCUACCGGGAAUCAAAUGUACAAAACGGCCUUUGUUGCCUUUUUCCAAGGAGAACAAUUGAAGAGCCGUAUCAGGAAGGUCUGCAGUGGUUUCCACGCUUCUUUGUAUCCCUGUCCGCAUAGUCACGCGGAACGCGAAGACAUGGUCAAAGGCGUCCGCACUAGACUCGAGGAUCUAAACUUGGUUCUAAAUCAAACACAAGAUCAUCGCCAACGUGUGUUGCAUACUGUCGCCAAAGAAUUGCCCAACUGGACCAUCAUGGUUAAAAAGAUGAAGGCCAUUUAUCACAUAAUGAAUCUAUUCAACAUGGACGUUUCGAAAAAGUGCCUUAUUGGAGAAUGCUGGGUUCCAAUGGAUGAUUUUAAUAUCGUCAGGAACUGCUUGACCGAAGGAUCGCGUCUCUGUGGUAGUUCGAUACCAUCUUUUCUGAAUGUAAUCUACACAGACGAGAGCCCACCGACAUUUAUCAGGACAAACAAGUUUACCAGAGGUUUUCAAAACUUGAUCGACGCAUAUGCCGUGGCGUCGUAUCGUGAAGCUAACCCAGCGCUAUACACGAUUAUCACUUUUCCUUUCUUAUUUAGUGUCAUGUUCGGUGAUGCUGGCCAUGGUUUGAUUAUGACCUUGUUUGGUCUAUUUAUGAUUCUGAUGGAGAAGAAGUUUUUGGCGCAGAAGUCGACGUCUGAAAUUUGGAAUAUAUUUUUUGCCGGUCGUUAUAUUAUACUUCUGAUGGGUAUAUUUUCUAUUUAUACCGGCUUUAUCUACAACGACGUGUUCUCAAAAUCACUUAACAUAUUCGGAUCUAGCUGGAACAUAGUGUAUAAUAAGAGCACCAUACUGGACAAUGAUUUCCUUCAGUUGGACCCUAAAGUUGAUUAUAAACAAGUUCCAUAUCUAUUCGGUAUGGAUCCACUUUGGGCACAAGCCGAGAACAAGAUUAUAUUCUUGAAUUCGUACAAAAUGAAAUUGUCGAUCAUUUUUGGUGUCGUGCACAUGAUCUUUGGCGUCUGCAUGAGUGUUGUCAAUAUUAUGAAUUUCAAGAAGUAUUCAAAAUUCUUCCUCGAAUUUUUGCCACAGCUGCUCUUUCUCAUUCUAUUGUUUUUCUAUCUGGUAGUUCUGAUGUUUGUCAAAUGGGUCUUAUAUGAUGCUGCUUCUCCAGACAAAGCGUAUUCUCCAACAUGCGCUCCUUCAGUUUUGAUUACAUUCAUUAACAUGAUACUGCAAGGUCACGCCACUAUGCCAAAGGGGUGUUCAGAGUACAUGUUCCCAGGUCAGGCCAUACUUCAAAAUGUCUGUGUUGUACUCGCGGUAUUGUGUAUACCCGUGAUGCUCCUCGGAAGACCUAUUCUCUUUUUAAUAACGAAGAGGAACAAAUCACCAGUAAUUCAUAGCAAUGGAACAACCCAAGAGACCGAUUUGCAGUCACCUAUUCCACAAGCGAUACCUACGACCAGUGAAUCAGCCACAGGUGGUCAUGAUCAUGAAAACGAAUCUUUCGGUGAAGUUAUGAUUCUCCAAGCCAUCCACACCAUAGAAUAUGUUCUUUCAACGAUAUCGCACACGGCUUCUUAUUUACGUUUAUGGGCUCUGUCACUGGCCCACGGACAGUUGUCAGAUGUACUAUGGACAAUGGUGUUAAGGAGGGGUCUAAUGGCCAGUGAGAAUAACUACGUAAUGAGUGUAGUUUUAUUCGUUAUAUUCGCCGUUUGGGCAUUCUUCACCCUUGCCGUCCUGGUUAUGAUGGAAGGCUUGUCCGCUUUUCUCCACACUCUUCGACUUCAUUGGGUGGAAUUUAUGAGCAAGUUCUACGAUGGACAGGGCCACCCUUUUCAGCCAUUUUGUUUCAAGACUAUUUUAGACGGCGAGGACAUCGAAGAGUAGGCCAUCUCUGGUCAACAACAAAUCUACUUAGACACGUCUGUUAUAUUACGC
Dufourea novaeangliae is the source of this 2747-nucleotide messenger RNA. It is a transcript of the gene Vha100-2, whose product is annotated as V-type proton ATPase 116 kDa subunit a isoform 1. Gene Ontology annotation, biological process: proton transmembrane transport; vacuolar acidification. Gene Ontology annotation, cellular component: vacuolar proton-transporting V-type ATPase, V0 domain; vacuolar proton-transporting V-type ATPase complex; plasma membrane. The coding region runs from base 186 to 2696 and encodes 836 amino acids. The record is from RefSeq and is a predicted model, not a curated record. The transcript is spliced from 14 exons. Lineage: Eukaryota; Metazoa; Arthropoda; Insecta; Hymenoptera; Halictidae. Gene Ontology annotation, molecular function: ATPase binding; proton-transporting ATPase activity, rotational mechanism.